This is a messenger RNA of Anolis sagrei ordinatus, 2432 nucleotides long. It is a transcript of the gene FBXO45, whose product is annotated as F-box protein 45. Gene Ontology annotation, biological process: proteasome-mediated ubiquitin-dependent protein catabolic process; synapse assembly involved in innervation. Gene Ontology annotation, cellular component: SCF ubiquitin ligase complex; synapse. The record is from RefSeq and is a predicted model, not a curated record. Gene Ontology annotation, molecular function: protein binding. NCBI's taxonomy places the organism in Eukaryota, Metazoa, Chordata, Lepidosauria, Squamata, Anolidae.
CGCCGGGCCUCUUCCUCCCAGCUGAGGGCAGGAGCGGAUUGGUCCGUAGUUUGGCGGCUCUGCUCGGGGCGGCCGCCGGCUGGAGGGAUGGCGGCGGCGGCGGCAGCGGCUGGAGGAGGAGGAGGAGGGAGCGGCGGCAGCGGGCCGAGUUCAGCGCCGGUGACCGCGGCUUCUGCGCCUGCUGCUCCUUCUUCCGCCGCUGGCUCCGCGGCCCCGCCUGCUGCUGCUGGUGCUGGUGGUCCUGCGGGGCCCGGCUGGCGUCUGCCCGGGCGCGUGCUGGAGCUGGUCUUCUCCUACCUGGAGCUGCGCGAGCUGCGGAGCUGCGCCCUGGUCUGCAAGCUCUGGCACCGCGUCCUCCACGGAGACGAGAACAGCGAGGUCUGGCGGAGCCUGGCCGCCCGGAGCCUGGCCGACGAGGCGCUCCGCACAGACGUCCUCUGCAAUGUGCCCAGCUACAAGGGCAAGGUACGUGCCUUUCAGCAUGCUUUCAGCACCAAUGAUUGUUCUAGGAAUGUCUACAUUAAGAAGAAUGGGUUUACUUUGCACCGGAAUCCCAUUGCCCAAAGUACGGAUGGAGCCAGAACCAAGAUCGGCUUCAGCGAAGGCCGCCAUGCCUGGGAAGUCUGGUGGGAAGGUCCUCUCGGCACCGUAGCAGUAAUUGGAAUUGCAACAAAGCGGGCUCCCAUGCAGUGCCAAGGUUAUGUGGCCCUCCUGGGCAGCGACGACCAGAGCUGGGGCUGGAAUUUGGUGGACAAUAACUUGUUGCAUAACGGUGAAGUAAACGGCAGCUUUCCUCAAUGCAACAAUGCCCCAAAAUAUCAGAUAGGUGAGAGAAUUCGUGUCAUCCUGGAUAUGGAAGACAAAACGUUGGCGUUUGAGCGGGGCUACGAGUUCCUGGGAGUUGCAUUCCGAGGACUGCCAAAGACAUGCCUGUAUCCAGCAGUAUCUGCAGUGUAUGGCAACACUGAAGUGACAUUAGUUUAUCUGGGAAAACCUUUAGAUGGAUGAUAUUCUUGUUUGUUUUCUAAAAACAAUCGGGACAUGAAAAUCAAGUUGACGAUACAGGGACGCUUGUUCAAUGGUUAAUAAGGAAACAUGAAUGAAAUGUAUGGAUGUAUGUCCAAGAAACAUCCAGGAGAACCAAAACCUGUGUUCUAGAAGGCCAGCUGCAUGGAUCAAGAGUGCAUAAGCAUUUCCUUUUUCUGUCAGUCCAGAAAAUUCCUCAGGGGGUUGCAGUUUGUUGUUGAAAGGCCGUUAACCGCAUGCAUGUUGCAUAAAAAUUUGUUGCCAAGGUGGCAAUGUGGAAUCCUGUACAUAUUCAAGGAAGUGUUUAAUAGAUACAGUUGAGGACGAUAUCCAAGAUGUGUGAGUCUUGUGUGUUGUGGAAAAGGUUUCAAUUUUAGAACUAUUUGUUCUUUCCUGCCUUUGAUUGGAUGUGUUUUACCAAAGGUUAGGUUUUAUUUAAUAUAUUUUAAAUGUAUUUACAGGGUGUGGUCCAUGGACUAUGCUUCUCCAGAUCUAAACAUUGUGCAGCUACACUGAUGUGUAUUUUAAAGACUGUUUAUACAGAACACUUAAAAAAUUCCUGCAAAACUAAGGUUCGCUUUUGCUCUGAAUGCAACAUAAUUUCUGAAAUGCAAAAAAACCACUACAUGUCAAAUGUCAGCUUUUGUUUAAGAGAUAGAUAACAUAUAUAAGUGCACUUCUUUUGUUUUGUUGUUUAUCUCUUGUGAUGAUUUGACUAGUGUAAAAUGGCUGAAAUUUGAUGGUCAGAACAGUGUGUGUUCAUAUACAUAAGGGGAAAGUCCAUUUAGACAAAUUAAGUUUUCAAAUUGGUACCAAAAUAUUUAGGAUAUUUUAGGAAAAUUAUUUUCUGAGUAAUUUCUUACAAAAAUUAUUAUAAAAAAUUGAAACCAUUCGCUUAAAUAAUUUGAAGUUUAAGUUGCACUCACAUUUCAAGCUGAUGAACUAUUUCACAUGUAUUAAAACUUAGUUUUGAGACUGAAAAGUUUUCCUGAGGAAGUAAUGUGCCAGUUCAGACGAAAUGAUAGAUCAAAGUUCCAAGGGAACCUUGCUUACCAUGUAAAGGCCACAUGUUUGCUGCCCACUUCUUCCCAUGAUAAGCAAACCAGAGACAUUGUGACCUUUCAGUGUUAUGUAUGAAUCAAGAAUUCUAGUUUGCCUCUCUUUGUCGAUCUAAGUUAUAAGUCACGGUUUGUUGUUAGCGUGUUAGAGAAGAAACAGUUUGUACAUUAUGAUGAAUAAACUACAUAUGACUCCCAGUAUGCUCAUUUGCUCCCAGUUGCUGGAGGAGUCAAGCGGGAGUGUUAGAGGACACGACUCAUUCACCAUAAGCCAGGAUUCUUUAGGCUUCAGCUGUAUUGUGAUGUAUUUAUGUGGCCAAUGUAUAAAGAGGAAAGACUUGAAGUUGA